This is a messenger RNA of Solea senegalensis (Senegalese sole), 4581 nucleotides long. It is a transcript of the gene polr3a, whose product is annotated as polymerase (RNA) III (DNA directed) polypeptide A. Gene Ontology annotation, molecular function: DNA binding; DNA-directed RNA polymerase activity. NCBI's taxonomy places the organism in Eukaryota, Metazoa, Chordata, Actinopteri, Pleuronectiformes, Soleidae. Gene Ontology annotation, biological process: DNA-templated transcription. Bases 142 to 4314 code for a protein of 1390 amino acids. The transcript is spliced from 31 exons. The record is from RefSeq and is a predicted model, not a curated record.
UGCAAUCAACACGGUGCCGCUAGCAUUUCCACAAUAUGGGGAAGCUCACUGACAGCAUGCUCACUACACGUUAACAUAGGAAUGAGGACACUAUAGUGGGUUAUUUUUGUGUGUGUUGUAUGUUUAGGUAAAGCUGCCAAAAUGGUGAAAGAACAGUUCAGGGAGACAGAUGUGGCCAAGAAAAUAAGCCACAUCUGCUUUGGAAUGAAGUCUCCUGAGCAGAUGCGUCAGCAGGCUCACAUCCAGGUGGUCAGUAAAAAUCUGUACAGCCAAGACACAAAACGCACUCCACUGCCCUAUGGAGUGUUGGACCACCGUAUGGGUACCAGUGAAAAAGACCGCCCAUGUCUGACUUGUGGAAAGAAUCUGGCAGAUUGUUUGGGGCACUAUGGCUACCUGGAUCUGGAGCUGCCAUGUUUUCAUGUUGGCUAUUUCAAAGCCAUCAUAGGAAUUUUGCAGAUGAUUUGCAAGACGUGUUCAAGCAUAAUGUUGACCAAAGACGAGAAGCUGCAGUUCAUUGAUUUCUUGAAGCGGCCUAGCCUGACCUAUCUCCAGAAACGAGGUUUGAAGAAGAAGAUCUCUGACAAAUGCCGCAAAAGGACAAUUUGUCUGAACUGUUCUGCUUUUAAUGGACCAGUGAAAAAGUGUGGCCUGCUUAAGAUCAUCCACGAGAAGUAUAAAACGACCAAGAAGGUGGUGGAUUCUUUUGUGUCAGAGUUCAUGCAGUCAUUUGAUAUUGCCAUCGAACACAACAAAAUCAUGGAGCCUCUGCUGACCAGAGCACAGGAAAACUUGAACCCUCUCGUGGCACUGAACCUCUUCAAAAGGAUUCCCCAAGAAGACAUUCCCUUGCUUCUGAUGAAUCCCGAGACUGGUAAACCUGCUGAUCUCAUCCUCACCCGCCUCCUGGUGCCGCCUCUGUGCAUACGACCCUCUGUGGUCAGUGACCUGAAGUCGGGGACCAACGAGGACGACCUCACCAUGAAGCUCACAGAGAUAAUCUUCCUCAACGAUGUUAUCAAAAAGCAUCGUAUGACAGGGGCGAAGACUCAGAUGAUCAUGGAGGACUGGGACUUCCUCCAGCUGCAGUGUGCUCUCUACAUCAACAGCGAGCUUUCUGGCAUCCCUCUCAACAUGGCACCUAAGAAAUGGACCAGAGGAUUCGUGCAGAGACUCAAGGGGAAGCAAGGUCGGUUCAGAGGAAACCUCUCAGGUAAAAGAGUGGACUUCUCUGGCAGAACUGUCAUUUCUCCUGACCCAAAUCUGAGGAUCGACGAAGUGGCUGUCCCAGUACAUGUGGCUAAAAUCCUGACUUAUCCAGAGAGGGUGAACAAAGCUAAUCUGGAACUAAUGAGGAAACUCGUUCGCAACGGUCCUGAUGUUCACCCCGGAGCCAACUUUAUUCAGAAUCGUCACACACAGAUGAAAAGGUUCCUGAAAUAUGGAAAUCGUGAGAAGAUUGCUCAAGAGCUGAGAUUUGGUGAUGUGGUUGAAAGGCACUUAAUUGAUGGAGACAUCGUUCUCUUCAAUCGACAACCCUCUUUGCAUAAACUCAGCAUCAUGGCUCAUAUUGCCAGGGUAAAACCUCACAGGACUUUUAGGUUCAAUGAGUGUGUAUGCACGCCCUACAACGCUGACUUUGAUGGAGAUGAAAUGAACCUCCAUCUGCCUCAGACCGAGGAAGCUAAAGCUGAGGCCCUGGUCCUGAUGGGGACAAAAGCAAAUCUUGUUACGCCACGAAAUGGGGAACCUCUGAUUGCUGCUAUUCAAGACUUUCUAACGGGGGCCUACCUCUUAACUCUGAAGGACACCUUCUUUGACAGAGCAAAGGCUUGUCAGAUAGUGGCAUCAAUCCUGGUGGGAAAAGAUGAAAAAGUCAGAGUCUCUCUCCCGCACCCGGCCAUAAUGAAGCCCAUGGCUCUGUGGACGGGCAAGCAAAUCUUCAGCCUCAUUUUGAAGCCAAGUAAAGAAUGUCCAGUCAUGGCCAACCUGCGAACCAAGGGUAAACAGUAUUGUGGAAAGGGGGAGGAUCUCUGUCACAACGACUCAUUUGUGGUGAUCCACAACAGUGAGCUGAUGUGUGGCAGCAUGGACAAGGGCACCUUGGGAUCUGGCUCCAAAAACAACAUCUUCUACAUCCUGCUGAGAGACUGGGGACAGCUGGAGGCUGCCAAUGCCAUGUCCCGUCUGGCGAGACUCGCACCGGUGUAUUUGUCCAACCGGGGCUUUUCCAUUGGCAUUGGUGAUGUAACACCUGGCCAGGGUCUGCUGAAGGCCAAGCAGGACCUGCUGGAUGAUGGUUACAAGAAGUGUGAUGAAUAUAUCGAAGCCUUAGAUACUGGCAAGUUGCAGCAGCAGCCAGGUUGCUCGGCAGAAGAGACCCUGGAGGCUCUCAUUUUGAGAGAACUGUCUGUCAUUAGAGACCGAGCUGGCAGCGCCUGCCUCAGGGAGCUCGACAAGAGCAACAGCCCUCUGAUCAUGGCUCUUUGUGGCUCAAAAGGGUCGUUCAUUAAUAUCUCUCAGAUGAUUGCCUGUGUGGGACAGCAGGCCAUAAGUGGCUCUCGUGUACCUAAUGGUUUUGAGAAUCGCUCCCUGCCUCAUUUUGAGAAGCACUCAAAGCUGCCUGCAGCUAAAGGCUUUGUGGCCGACAGCUUCUAUUCAGGCCUGACCCCUACAGAGUUCUUCUUCCACACUAUGGCUGGUCGAGAGGGUUUAGUGGACACUGCUGUGAAAACUGCAGAGACUGGAUAUAUGCAGAGGCGAUUGGUGAAGUCCCUGGAGGAUUUGUGCUCACAGUAUGACCUGACAGUACGCAGCUCCACGGGCGACAUCAUUCAGUUUAUUUAUGGCGGUGACGGUCUGGACCCGGCUGUGAUGGAGGGAAAGGAUGAGCCACUGGAAUUUAAGAGAGUUUUGGACAACAUACGAGCAGUCUACUCAUGUCCAGAGGAGCCUUCACUCAGUCAGAACGAGCUGGUCCUCACGGCCGAUGCUGUUAUGAAGAGAGAGGACUUCUUGUGCUGCAGGCAAAGCUUCUUGGAGGAGAUAAAAAAGUUCAUUAAGAGCAUCUCAGAAAGGAUAAAGAAGACAAGAGACAAGUACGGCAUCAACGACAACGGCACCAGCGAGCCAAAGGUUCUCUAUCAGCUGGACCGCAUUACUCCCACUCAGCUGGAGAAGUUCCUUCAAACCUGCAGAGACAAGUACAUGAGAGCACAGAUGGAGCCAGGCUCAGCAGUGGGUGCCUUGUGUGCGCAGAGUAUUGGAGAGCCUGGCACCCAGAUGACCCUGAAAACCUUCCACUUUGCUGGCGUAGCAUCCAUGAACAUCACACUGGGAGUGCCUCGCAUCAAGGAGAUCAUCAAUGCCUCCAAGAACAUUAGCACUCCGAUUAUCACGGCACAUUUGGAUGUAGAAGAUGACGCCGACUUUGCCCGACUCGUGAAGGGAAGGAUCGAGAAAACUCUUCUCGGAGAGAUUUCGGAGUACAUCGAAGAGGUUUUUCUACCGGAUGACUGCUUCAUCCUGGUCAAAUUAUCACUGGAGAGGAUAAGGCUGCUGCGACUGGAGGUGAAUGCAGAGACGGUGCGGUACUCCAUCUGCAUGUCGAAGCUGCGAGUGAAGCCAGGAGACAUUGCAGUGCACGGGGAGGCAGUGGUGUGUGUGUCCCCGAGAGAAAACAACAAAAGCUCCAUGUAUUAUGUGCUGCAGUCAUUAAAAGAGGAGCUUCCUAAGGUGGUGGUUCAGGGAAUACCAGAGGUGGCCCGAGCUGUCAUUCACAUCGACGAGCAGAGCGGCAAGAACAAGUAUAAACUCCUUGUGGAGGGAGACAACCUGAGAGCUGUCAUGGCAACACAUGGCGUGAAUGGAAGCAGGACCACUUCGAACAAUACAUUCGAGGUUGAGAAGACCUUGGGCAUUGAGGCUGCUCGAUCCACAAUCAUUAAUGAGAUUCAGUACACCAUGGUGAAUCAUGGAAUGAGCAUUGACCGACGACACGUCAUGCUCCUCGCAGAUCUCAUGUCUUACAAGGGGGAGAUACUGGGAAUCACCAGGUUCGGUUUAGCCAAAAUGAAGGAAAGCGUGCUCAUGCUGGCCUCCUUCGAGAAAACAGCCGAUCAUCUCUUUGACGCCGCCUACUUUGGACAAAAGGACUCAGUUUGUGGUGUGUCUGAGUGCAUCAUCAUGGGGAUUCCAAUGAAUAUUGGAACAGGACUGUUUAAACUCCUGCACAAGGCUGACAAGGAUCCUUCUCCUGUCAAACGGCCUCUGUUGUUUGACAACACAGACUUCCAUAUACCUCUCCUCACGUAGCACAGAGCCGCAUGAAUGUUUGAAGUGGCUUCUCUUUCUUUUCUUCUCGGUGCCUGCAGGUGGAUUAUUAUGGGAUUGUCUUCAGAUAGAGGAGAUACUGAAGUGCCUGCCAAAUGUUAUCUACAAAAUGGGAAAACGUGUUGGUUUGUUUUUUUCUUGCUAUCACAGACUGAGAAAACUGCAUGUUAUUCGAGUUAAAUAAUUUAUUCUUGUUUCAUUUUGGAUCUUGUCCAAAAAUCCAGAAGAAUACAGGUCAUUUAUAAGAUC